This is a messenger RNA of Arabidopsis thaliana (thale cress), 1155 nucleotides long. RefSeq names its product kinase-like protein. Bases 244 to 1029 code for a protein of 261 amino acids. The transcript is spliced from 3 exons. NCBI's taxonomy places the organism in Eukaryota, Viridiplantae, Streptophyta, Magnoliopsida, Brassicales, Brassicaceae. The record is from RefSeq and is marked reviewed.
AACAAUAACAAUAACGAAAAAGAACCUUUUUCUAACAAAAGUGAAUCACAACGCAAAAAUAAAUAAGAACUGGAAUUGGUUUAUCGUUUUAUUGAAUCUCCUUCAAUAAAAAUCCAUCAAAAGAUUCAUCUUUUUUCCAUUAACACUUUGAUUUUUUAUUUUCACAAAAAAAAAUCAAUUUAAAGCAAGCAAAAACGAGGUUAUUGUAGAAAAAGAAUUGAGUUUUAUUAGAGAAAUUAAAAGAUGGGUUGUGGAAAAUCAAAACACGAUGUUGUUACGGGAAACACCACGAGGAUCAAGAAACCUUCGGAAGCUGAAUCAGUGAAGGGAAAAGAUAGCGAAGCAAUUAAAAGACAAGAAAGCUGCCGGUGCCAGGAAACAAACGACGUUUCCGCCGUAGUUCCCGGCGACCAGCCGGAGACAACCGUAGAAAACAAUAGCAAGAAACCGGAGGAAAAGGAAGAUGGAGGAGAUUGUAGUGAGGAGAUGGCGGUAGACAAUGCGAAUGGUGACAAACAACCGGAGGAAAAAGAGACGGCAGCCAGUUUUCCUCCGGUCACGGCGGUGGAGGCGAUAGUGCCGGAGAAUAUUGUGACGGAGGAGACCGUCAACGACGUAAAUGAGAGUGUUUCGCCGGUUGAAGAACAAAAGGAAAAAAUUGAUAUUGAUACGGUGGUAGAAGAGAAAAGUGUAGAGGAUGAAAAAGAUGGUGAUGUUGAUACCGAAAUUGCAUCUUCUGAGGUUGAAGAACCAAUACCGGAGGUACAUACUCCAGUAACAACGGAAUUAGAAGCACAAGAAAUUCCGACCACGGAAACUGACGAAAUCGCAGCCACGGAAAAUGACGAUAUCGCAGCCACGGAAAAUGACGAUAUCGCAGCCACGGAAAAUGACGAUAUCGCAGCCACGGACAAUGAUGAUAUCACGGCCAGGGAAAAUGAUGAAAUUCCGGUUUUAAAGGAUGAAGAUAAAGUUGAUGUUGUAGAGGAAAACUCGGCCAAUAUAACAAAGGAAGUUGAGUCGGCAUGAAGAAGGCAAAAGAAGAGAAUGUAAAGAAAGUUUGUACUCUAUAUGUAUCCAUCACCAAAUCAAAUAAUUGUUUCUUUCAAAAACAAAUAAAGUAAACAAAUGCUAUUUCUUAAAAAUCAUUCUAUU